CGAUUACGUCGGACAAAGAUUCGUCUCACAGACUUUCGCACAAUCAAAGUCAUUGGGAAGGGUGCGUUUGGUGAGGUAAGAUUGGUUCAGAAAGUAGACACUGGGAAAGUCUAUGCCAUGAAGACCCUCCAAAAGGCCGAGAUGUUGAAGCGAGAUCAGCUUGCUCAUAUUCGCGCGGAGCGUGACUUGCUGGCUGAAUCAACAUCACCCUGGGUUGUUCAACUCUUUUAUUCCUUCCAGGAUCCACUAUACUUAUAUCUCAUCAUGGAGUUUCUUCCUGGAGGCGACUUAAUGACCAUGCUCACAAAAUACGAUGUUUUCUCUGAAGAUGUGACGCAGUUCUACAUGGCGGAGUGCAUUCUUGCUAUUGAGGCUGUUCAUGACCUCGGCUACAUUCAUCGG
This is a messenger RNA of Suillus fuscotomentosus, 402 nucleotides long. Its product is annotated as kinase-like domain-containing protein. Gene Ontology annotation, biological process: intracellular signal transduction; peptidyl-serine phosphorylation. The transcript is spliced from 3 exons. Gene Ontology annotation, molecular function: protein serine/threonine kinase activity; ATP binding. The annotation marks the transcript as partial. The record is from RefSeq and is a predicted model, not a curated record. Lineage: Eukaryota; Fungi; Basidiomycota; Agaricomycetes; Boletales; Suillaceae.